UGAAGGCGCACCACCGCGACGACGCGGCCAGCGAGCUGAAGAAGCGCCACGAGCCGCGCCAGCUCGGCACCGGCCUGCUCGGCGGCGUCGUCUCGCUGCUUGGUGGGUCUGUCGAGGCCGUCGUCGAUAACCUCCUCGGCCUCAUCCCGACGGAUAAGGCUGUCGAUGGCCUGACGCGCUUCCCGGAAGGUAUGGCGUUCGUGUCUGUUCUGUGCAAAUGCCUGAGUGCCGUGGCUGACUGUUGUGCGCGCGUCAGACGACUACCCCUUCCAGGCGCCUGGCGAUACCGACCAGCGCGGCCCUUGCCCCGGCUUGAACACGCUCGCUAACCACGGCUGUACGUGACGCACAUCCCUUCUCUUCUUUUGACUUUAGCAGACAUUCCCCGCACGGGCAUCGCUACCGUCGGCCAGAUCAACGCCGCCACCGCGCGCGUCUUCAACAUGGGCGACGACCUGUCGUCGCUGCUAGCGAUCGGCGGCGCCCUCGACGGCGGCGACGUCCUCUCCCAGAAGAUGAGCAUUGGCGGGCCCGACGACCGCGUCGGCGUCCUCAACGGCGCGCUCAACAGCCUCCUGGGCACGCCGUCGGGCAUCUCCGGCCACGGCAAGUUCAACGAGGGCGACGCCUCGGCCACCCGCGACGACUUCUACCUCGCCGGCGACAACAUCUCCUUCAAGCCCGAGCUCUUCAAGCAGCUGCACCAGCAGGCCCUCGCCAAGGGCAACGGCACCUACUCCGUCGACGCCAUCAAGGAGCACUUCAAGAACCGCUACGCCGCCAGCAAGGCCGCUAACAAGCAGUUCUACUUUAACGUGCCCAGCGCCGCCGUCGUCAUGGGCGCCUACUACUUCAUCCCGGGCUUCUUCUCCAACGGCACCAUUGGCGCCGGCGGCGUCGCCAACGAGGCCUCCAUCACGUCCUUUUACGGCGCAAAGCCCGCGCGCGACAACGCGUGGAACGACAUCGACCUCGACUACACGCACGUGCCCGAGCGCAUCCCGGAGGCCGGCUGGUAUCGCCGCAGCACGCCCAUGACGGUGCUCGAGGCCGUCGGCGGCAUCCUCGACGUCUACCUGUACGCGCUCCCCGCGCUGGGCGGCUCCGGCGCCGACGACAGCUGGGUCGUCGGCCCGCUCGACCUGCCCACCUCGGCCCAGGGCCUCUCCUGCUUCCUCUACAACGCCAUCUACGCCAACUUCCCCGCCGAGCUGUACAACACGGUCAGCCUGCUCGAGAAGAUCGUCAACACCCUCUCCAGCACCAUCGUGCCGGGCUACAAGGCGCUUGGCUGCGAGGUCAACUUCCCUGACGCCGAGGGCUCCAAGGCCGCAAAGUGGGAGGACUACGUGACCAAGUAUGUUGGGCCGGCCAAGCUGAACGCCACCGGUAGCGGGUGGUACCAGAAGUCGUAGGGGCGGAGAUGUGUGGCUAAUGAAUCUGAGAUGGGGAGCGUUGUUAAUAAUCACAAUAAUGACUUGUAGCGAUGGAUAUUUCAAAUAAUGAACAAACAAGGACGUGUUAAUUCAAACUGCAGAUGGAACGAAGCAUCGUGAACUGGCGAGCUACGCGGACGUGAUUGAUCAAAGCAUCGGAUUGCUUGUCACAUGUUUGUGUGUCGCAGUCGUGUCCCGCAGCCAAUUGUUUGUUGUUGUUCUUUGUCCCAUCUGCUUGUGACGCGUUUCGACUAAUGCGACAAGACGAG
Aplosporella prunicola CBS 121167 is the source of this 1705-nucleotide messenger RNA. RefSeq lists its product as uncharacterized. The coding region runs from base 444 to 1415 and encodes 323 amino acids. Lineage: Eukaryota; Fungi; Ascomycota; Dothideomycetes; Botryosphaeriales; Aplosporellaceae. Gene Ontology annotation, molecular function: peroxidase activity. The transcript has 2 exons. The record is from RefSeq and is a predicted model, not a curated record.